Messenger RNA from Camelina sativa (false flax), 1170 nucleotides. The record is from RefSeq and is a predicted model, not a curated record. Lineage: Eukaryota; Viridiplantae; Streptophyta; Magnoliopsida; Brassicales; Brassicaceae.
AUGAAAAGGGUCAAGAAGGAGAACGAUCCACAAAAACGAGAUGAUGGCUCAUCAUUUUCUUCUCUAUCUGAAGAUCUGAUCAUAAAGAUUCUUCUGCAGUUGCCGACUAAAUCCAUACCAAAGCUCGUCGUCGUCUCGAAGCUCUGGUCUUCUAUCAUCCGCAGCAAACAGUUCAUCGAUCUCUACCUGAAACUAUCUUUAACUCGUCCGUGUUUUCUCCUCUCGUUCCACCGUGAUAGCAUCCAGUUCUUCCAGAUCAAGCCGUCUCAGUCUCUGGAGGCAGGAUCACCGUCUUCUUCUUACACUUGUACAACAUCAAGCUAUCCUCUGAAUCUUGAUACACUAAGUUACAACGUUUAUCCACCUGUAUGCGGCUUGAUCUGCUUCCAAAAUCUGGAUAAGGUGGUGGUUUCGAACCCUAGCACGGGCCAGUUCUUGGUUUUACCCAAACUCAACACUAGGAGAAAAGGGAUAUCAAGAUUUUUGGGAUACGAUCCGGUUAAAGAUGAAUACAAAGUCUUGUGCAUGACGGUAUUGCAAACUUCUCGAAAGGUUGUGAGCGAAGAGCAUCAAGUUUUCACUUUAGGUGGAGGAGCUGAGAAGAAGGAAAAAGAAGAAGCUACAUGGAGAAUGAUCAAAUGUAAGGUUCCGCAUUGUCCUGUACCCAAAGUGAAAGAGCUAUGCAGCAACGGUCUUGUUUAUUACGGAGCUUGGUCCAACAAUAAGGGAAAAAGGUCUCUAAUUGUGUGCUUUGAUGUGACACUGGAAGAGUUUACUCGUGUUAAAUUACCCGAUGGUGUUGAAAUUGUUCGUUUUGGUUCUGUUUUGGUGAACUACCAUAGCAAGGUGGCUUUAGCCAAUCACACAGAUUUUGGUAAAUUUGAUAUGUGGGUUUUGGGAGAUGUCGUCAAACAAGAAUGGUCAAAGAUCUCUGUCGUGGUUCCUUCUUGGAAUGAUUUAGUUGGACGACGAGACUACUUCUCUUUCAGAGGUGUCGUUAGUUCCGGCAAAUUCAUAUUCGCAUCAGUCUAUUGGCGUGGCCCGUUUAGUGUUAUCAGUUACGAUCCCAAGGAAGAUAUUGCCAAAAGAGUUGAGAUUGAAGGACUUGGAGAUACCUUGCGUUCUGUGAGACUCUACUUGGAUCAUGUGGAGCGUCCUAUAAUUCUCUAA